Messenger RNA from Tetrahymena thermophila SB210, 1302 nucleotides. RefSeq lists its product as hypothetical. The record is from RefSeq and is a predicted model, not a curated record. The transcript has a single exon. NCBI's taxonomy places the organism in Eukaryota, Ciliophora, Oligohymenophorea, Hymenostomatida, Tetrahymenidae.
AUGCAAGAAACCAUAAGUAUUGAAGGGGGUUCAAAUAACUGUGAAUCUUCUACAAAUAACUAAAUACAAGAAGAAUCGGCUCAAAACGAAAACAGAUUUGAAGAACAAGGUUUUGAUUACAUAAAUUCAGAUAUGAUUGACUGCGAAAAUAGCUACAGAUAAAUUGAUGUUGAUAACUAUGGAGAUAUGUAAUUAUAAAAAUAUAAUUAUGGAUAUGAAAUAAAUUAUGAUGAAGAUAGCAGCUUAAAUUCAAUUAAAUAUUAAGAAAAAUCUUUUGAAAGUAUUUCAGAAGAUAAUUCUGAUUACUCUUAAAAGAGCAAGAAAUAACCAUUAAAAGUACUUAGAAAGACAGGAAUGAUUGAAAUAAAUAGACAUAUAGAUAUUUAGCUUAAUAUCAUGCUCUUAGGAGACAUUUUUAUCCAUAAAGAUAUAUUUGUGGAUAGCAGAGAUAAUAAAUUAUCGAAUGUUUGUCCGGUUUCUGCUUAUCGCCCAGUUAUAGCUACAGAAAAAACAGAAAAAUAUUGCUUAGCAUUUGUUGAUAAUAGUUAGAUGGGAAUUACUGAUAUUAACUUUCCUAUUUAGUUGCUAGCUUCACUGAAUUAUGAUAAAGCAUACAGAAUUUCUUAAAACUUAGCCUAAUUAUAUAAUUUUUAUUAAAACUUGUAAACUUUGCAGUAAAAGGUUUUUUCUUACUACAGAAAUGACCAUUCUAAAAUAGAGCAUAUAAUUUAUAAUAACCACUAAUAAUCAUUAAAAUUAGCUUAGAAUUAUCUUAAGCGCAUAACACAGGACAAAAUAAUAAUGUUUCAUUAUAAAAAGAUUGAUCCAAGUACUUUAACUCACAAGUUGCACUAUACAGGAAGUAAUAUGACUAUGAGUGAGCUAUUUACAGGAAAGUCUGACUUCUCAGUAUUAGAAUAAUACAUGAAUAGAAUUGGUACUCCAAGAUAUAUUGAUGCUUAAGGAAUGGUAAAUUUGAUUGAUGCAAAAUUUUAAGGAAAUACAACAUUUGACUUAAAUCUAAUUACUCUUGAUGACUUGAUUAUUCCUUUAAAUUGCUCAAUAAAAAGAAUAUUUUUAAACGAGUUUGAGAUUGUCCCUGGAGAAAAAAUGAGUGAAUAUCUUGAUAUACACAUCCUAGAUGCUAAUUUAAAUAUAAUUUAAGAUGUUUUGGCAAAACGUAAUUAACCUACUUAGGUUUAAAAUGUUUCUUAGCUUGAAUAUGAAAUGAAAGCAGAAAUAUUUUUAUAAAAAUUUUACUAAGAAGAAAAUCGAGAUCUGUAACAAGGUGUCUUCGCUUGA